UACUGGAAGUCUAACGAACGAAAAUAUUGUGACUUUUGCAAGUGCUGGAUAGCGGAUAAUAAAUCCAGCGUACAAUUCCAUGAAAAUGGAAAGCGACAUCAGAUGAACGUACAGAAACGUAUUUCUGAGAUCAGCCGCAAUAGUUAUAAAGCUCAGCAUGAACAAAACAAGAUAGACGCUGAUUUAAAGAAGAUGAAUGACGCAGCUAUGAAGGCGUACAUGCUGGAUAUAAGCGCGGCUGCCGAUAUCAGCUCGCGAGAGUUGUGCGAAAAGCAAAAGCUUGAACAAGUCAAUGAAAAUGCAGAUCAAAUCGGUCCAUGUGCCGGUCCUUCGGUAAACAGUUCCGGCACAACGGAUAGCAGACGACCGAAGACGAAAAAGGGCCGCGAAGCGGAUCCAUUGUACAUGCCAGGUCUUGACAGUGACGAGGAUCCAGAAUCAUCCAAAGGAAAAGCGAUGGCAAAGAAGCGUCGGUUAGAGGACAUUGCGAAAGUAGACACUGGAUCGAUGUGGGUGGAAGCAGAAAACGAUGAAGGGUUUCCUUACUAUUGGAACGUUAAAACUGGGGAAUCCGUUUGGGAACCACCCAAGGAAGGGUAUAUGAAGAAGGACGAGUAUGAAAAUUUGUCCAAAAUCGCUUGGCAAAAACAAAAGGAAAAUGCUGCUCUCGAGGCAAAGUACGAAUUGGAAAAUGCGGACGAAAUUGCUGCCCGAGUUCGCCGCGAAAAUAUGGCCCAUAUUUUCAAACACAAUAGAAAAAUCAAAGAAGAAAUCGAGAAAAAGGUUGAACAUGGACGUGAAGCAGCGACCAAUGCCGAAAUUGAACGAUCCAAAAACCCGUACGGCCGCUGGGAAUCGGUCAAAAUCAAGCAUGAACAACCGAUGGAUUUACAACUACCAGUGGCACCAGCUCCUUUGUACGUUCCAAGUGCACAGCCGGAAAAAGUGGAACCCAAAUUCAAGGAAAAAGUCAUCGACCACGUACCACCAGAGGCAAAAGCAACCACAAGCGACACAUUUAUGAAGAAACGAAAAAUUCAACGUCAGUCCCGACAACGUUUAGACGUAGACUAA
This is a messenger RNA of Anopheles marshallii, 1074 nucleotides long. RefSeq names its product WW domain-binding protein 4. Gene Ontology annotation, cellular component: precatalytic spliceosome. The coding region runs from base 103 to 1074 and encodes 323 amino acids. Gene Ontology annotation, biological process: mRNA splicing, via spliceosome. Lineage: Eukaryota; Metazoa; Arthropoda; Insecta; Diptera; Culicidae. The transcript has 3 exons. The record is from RefSeq and is a predicted model, not a curated record. Gene Ontology annotation, molecular function: protein binding; RNA binding.